Alternaria atra is the source of this 762-nucleotide messenger RNA. RefSeq lists its product as uncharacterized. Lineage: Eukaryota; Fungi; Ascomycota; Dothideomycetes; Pleosporales; Pleosporaceae. The record is from RefSeq and is a predicted model, not a curated record. Bases 1 to 762 code for a protein of 253 amino acids. The transcript has a single exon.
AUGACUGGUUCCAAUCAAUCACCGCCAGAAGCACCACCAGGUAUCGAUCAAGGUGUUCAGCCCAUGAUAGAUGUACUCUUUGCACAGGCUCCUAUGGCGAACAGUAAUAGGCGCGUGAUUGGGAGGAUAGGAAACAAUGGUGCUGCUGUUUCAUCUUCCCACGCUGCAAUUGCACCACCGAGAGACAUCAUCGAUACUCAUACCAGCGAUCGCAGGCUAUUACCAAGUAGCGAAUCUAGUGUACGGUAUCUCCAGUCAGAAGGAAAGAUGAGGGAAGAAAGUGAUAAAGGCAUAUGGCACGAACGCGUACCCUGGGCUCUACCACCACUUCCACGCCCACAGGCCCUCACACUGUUCGACGACCCAUCGAGAGUCAGACGAAGCGAAACACCAAAGCGACAAAUCAAAUUAGAUGCCUUACACCACACACACGCUAUCUGUAUCCCACUGCCACCUCCUCCUUCACUCUCCACCCUCUUCAACCAGGCCGUGACCUAUAUCGACAACUGCUUUGUCUCCUCGCCCGGCAUCAUUAAGUACGUAGACGCAGAGACUCGAUGGAAGACGUAUGUUUGCAUAGAGGCGCAAGAGGGGGUUUCAGCGAGUACAAAGCCAGAAGAUAAGAUAGUCAGGGUUAGAGCAAUUCUCACUGAUAACAUUAGUCCGGUUGAUGCGCACGAAGGAGGAUGCGAAUUAGUAGAACGGCCUGUAGAAAUCCAGGCGAAGCACAAGCGCGUAAGAGAGAUUCUGAGGGUUGGAUAG